GCAUAUGCAUGAGAAGGGGCGCGUCCGCUCAGCUGUUCGGGGCCCACCGGGGCGGGGGUUCGAUCGCCGGCUGACGCAAGGGCCAUCCAAUCCCGGGAUGGGGUGGGGGGAGUGAAGUCGUCCACCAGGGUGGGCGGAAGGGGAAAGAUCGCCAGGAUGGCGGCUUCGGUGGAUCUGAGUAAAGUCGGAGCCAACACCGUCAAGUAUGCCGCGAACGGCGAGAUGGUGGAGCUGAGGAGCUUCUGGAAGGACCAGCCCUGUGUGGUUUUGUUCCUGCGCCGCUUUGGCUGCCAAGUGUGCCGCUGGAUCGCAAAGGAAGCCAGCAAGCUGAAAGAACAGCUGGAGAGCCACGGAGUCCGCUUCGUUGGCAUUGCGCCAGAAAGUGUGGGUCUCAAGGACUUCUUGGAUGGCAACUACUUCAAAGGAGAACUCUACCUGGAUGAGACCAAACAGUGCUACAGCGAUCUUGGUUUCAAAAGGUAUAACGCCUUAAGCAUAGUUCCUGCUGCAUUGGGGAAGCCUGUUCGAGAAGUCGCCAGCAAGGCAAAUGCGGAGGGCAUUCACGGCAACUUCAGUGGGGAUCUUUUGCAGAGUGGUGGGAUGCUCAUUGUCAGUCAAGGUGGAGAGAAAGUCCUCUUGCAUUUCAUACAGGAGUCCCCCGGUGACUACGUCCCCUUGGACACCAUAAUCAAGACCCUUGGCAUCUCAGUCAGUGCAGAAGAGGGGGGGAAACCUCAGUGUAACGAAGAAGUCUGUACCACAUGAAGAAGGUACGAAGCCUUUCCAAGCUUUCUCCAACUUCCUUGUAGUCAAUAUAGCCUCUUUCCUAGUUCAAGAGUACCGUUUACGUAAAUCAGUGAAGCUGAAGCCACAAAUAUAAAUUAAUAAAAUGUUUACCUAUUGGUCA
This is a messenger RNA of Heteronotia binoei (common prickly gecko), 907 nucleotides long. RefSeq names its product peroxiredoxin like 2B (gene PRXL2B). The transcript has 7 exons. The record is from RefSeq and is a predicted model, not a curated record. NCBI's taxonomy places the organism in Eukaryota, Metazoa, Chordata, Lepidosauria, Squamata, Gekkonidae. Bases 157 to 765 code for a protein of 202 amino acids.